Molecule: messenger RNA, 1563 nt
Organism: Microsporum canis CBS 113480
Lineage: Eukaryota; Fungi; Ascomycota; Eurotiomycetes; Onygenales; Arthrodermataceae
Exons: 4
Coding region: 1-1563 (520 amino acids)
Source: RefSeq, a predicted model, not a curated record
AUGGUAGUCAACUCUGAGGCAGGCCGUCCCCGUGUCAACAUGAAGGGGAUGGACCAGUACUCUUCUAUGCACUGCCAGGCUCAGGCUCAGGGAGUCGAGGAGUAUCCUUCAUGGAACACAAUGCCGCCCAUGAUGGCCGGUGCUCAUCCAGCUACCAAUACUGCCCUGAAAGUUCCAUACCCCCAUUUUGCACUAGUGGGUAUCGACUGGUCUGGACAGCUCAAGUUCCAUUCCUCUCUUCUCGAAAAGUUCAAUGGCCCCGUCUUUACCUCGGAAUUCAAACACUGGUUUGAAAGGGCAACGGGAGUCAAGGCUCUUGAUAGAUCCCCUAUCUUUGCCGGAGACGACUCAUACCAAGGAAGACCGUGGUCUAUGGCCCAGGAGGUAGAUGUCUUCCCAAACCCAGACUUCCCAAAGAAGCGUCGCCGAGAGAUAAUUCACCAGGCUCCCGUAGAACCAGAGGAGCAGGUCAAUGAUAUGGAAGCAGUCGAGAUGGUACCACUCGAAAUAGGAAACGAGGAGAAGAUUGAGGCAUACUACGAGUCCGCCUUCAGAGCUUUCCAGCAGAUCAACUGUCGUCAGGUAGCAAAGGCCUAUAUCAAAAUCAUCGAACCACGCAAGCAAGUCAAGCAUCCUUAUAAUGGAGGGCGAGGUGCUCCCGGAGAGAAGGGAGACCCGGAGAAGACCAAGCCAGAUUGGUGGCCAACAGGUGUCAUUCACCGUGAACCCGAUCACUUAAAGAAGCCAGAACGGAUACGCCUCCUUGUUCACAUCUUCCGCAAGCUUGGAAAGACCCAUGGGAUUACUGCCGACAAGCUAGAAGAGGCCGGAAGGGAUGCACAGAGACAGAUAAAACCCCGUGAGAGACUUGAUAUCCUGGAUGAGAUUUACAAGGUCCGAAGGGCGGAGGAGUGCUAUGAGAGAGAUGCAAAUGCCGUGGUAUAUGUCGUUAACAGAGAUGCAAACACCAAAUCCGAACGCGAAUCCGGAGCAAUGAGCGAUGCCGGCCAGAGCUCAACCCUCGCGGACGAAUCGAGAAAGGCAAUGGAGUCCCAAGCCACAAAAUAUCCUACUCUCUCAUCCUCACACCACAUAGCGAAGAGGCAGUCCCUCGUCCGCGACCACAAGCCACCUCACCUUUUCCGCACCCCAAAUCUCGCUGACUUUACAGGCAUGGAAAGUAAGCCUCCCGCGGAUCAAACCAUCGAAUACUUCUCCCAGUCAGAUUUCGCCACAUCCCCCGUUGAUGAACAUAUCAACACCAUCAGAGACGGCCAUCACUGGUCGUCCUUCCAACAACCCCUAUACAGCCCUGUGGAAUAUGCCCCAAACCACCUCGUACCGCAACAACUCCUUGCUCCUCCUUCCAUGGUCACCAGUGAAGCACCCAACUCCAGCCUACAGCAGACCCAUGGCCUCCCUCUUCCCGAACCGCACGGCUCAAGGCAUCAAUCCUUCGACUACAUCUCGAUGGACGGCAACCCAUUCAACUCCGGGCAGAUGACACAUCAAUUACUAGCCCAAAGCAGCCAGGAAUCGGAUCCAGUUGCACGAUAUAAAUGA